Messenger RNA from Mesitornis unicolor (brown roatelo), 327 nucleotides. Its product is annotated as tyrosine--tRNA ligase, cytoplasmic-like. The annotation marks the transcript as partial. Lineage: Eukaryota; Metazoa; Chordata; Aves; Mesitornithiformes; Mesitornithidae. The transcript has 2 exons. The record is from RefSeq and is a predicted model, not a curated record. Gene Ontology annotation, biological process: tRNA aminoacylation for protein translation. Gene Ontology annotation, molecular function: ATP binding; tyrosine-tRNA ligase activity.
GAGGUGCUGGGGGAGGAGAAGCUCAUGGCCAUCCUGAAGGAGCGAGUACUAAAGAUCUACUGGGGGACCGCCACCACGGGCAAGCCGCACGUCGCCUACUUCGUGCCCAUGUCCAAAAUUGCAGACUUCUUGAAGGCAGGGUGUGAGGUGACCAUACUCUUCGCUGACCUCCAUGCUUACCUGGACAACAUGAAGGCCCCCUGGGAGCUGCUGGAGUUGCGUACACGCUAUUACGAGAACGUGAUCAAAGCCAUGCUGGAGAGCAUUGGGGUGCCCCUGGAAAAGCUCAAGUUCGUCCGGGGCACUGACUACCAGCUCAGCAAGUGA